Macrosiphum euphorbiae (potato aphid) is the source of this 270-nucleotide messenger RNA. NCBI's taxonomy places the organism in Eukaryota, Metazoa, Arthropoda, Insecta, Hemiptera, Aphididae. The record is from the annotation of a GenBank genome assembly.
AUGGCCAAAAUAGCAACGCCCACGACAAAACCUUUUUACGUGUUCAAUGGCUUCGAAGCUGGGCUAAAACCUAAAGUUAUAAUCAACAUGAAGAAUUACAAUGGUCAGAAUUAUUUCCUCAUAAAAUGGUGGAAAACAAAAGAUCCAACAUUUGUGAAGUCAGAAGUAGCUAAUGCAAGAUGCCCGUUACUUGUGUGCAAGUUUUACCAGAAACACACAAUUUUUAAAGGAGCUACAAUAUUAUUUAAAGGUAAACGUAAUUUAACUUAA